CAAACUGUUUCUCUUUCGAGCGAGAAGGUGUCGUUCUCUGUUAUUCCCAACUCUCCGCUAAUUGAAGUCAUGAACUCUACAGUAAGUGAAGAUACAAUAGACUUGUCAUUCGAGAUUUUCGAUGGAACCGAUGAAAUGCUCCCUCCUACUUCUCCCGUGGUUAUUGUUCACGGUGUCUUCGAUUGUAAAGAAAAUUGGCAGAAAAUAGCAGAAAAUAUUGCAGAUAAAUCCGUAAAAAAGGUAUUCGUGAUAGAUCUGAGAAAUCAUGGCGAUAGUGGAAAAUCUGAAGAUUUCUCUUAUUCUGCAAUGUAUAGGGAUCUGGAAAAGUUCAUUCGAAAGUUAAAAGAACCGGUCAUUUUAAUAGGACACAGUUUAGGAUCAACUGUUACAAUGGGUUUUGCCCUCAAACAGCCCGACAUGGUAAAUAUGUUGAUAUCAGUGGACAUUUCUCCUCUCGACUAUCCAAUGGAUACGGAAACAAGAAUUUUGGGUGCUUUAAUGAAAGUGAAGGAAGCAUUAGGAUCUAUUCCUCGAGGUUAUCUUCUGAGUAAGGCCAAGGAAUUUCUAGAAAAUCAAUUUGAAAAAAAUAAUCUGGUAUUCGCUCUUCGUAAAAUAUUUACAUCAACUCUUAUACAAGAAGGUGAACAUUUUAAAUUUAAAACUAACUUAGAUGCUGUAGAAGAGCAUAUUUGCAAUAGGAAAACCAUCAGGAAGACUUAUCCAUUGUCUGGUUUUUAUAAAAAUCCAGUUUUAAUUGUUUAUGGAGAGAAGUCAAACUAUGUUACAUCCAAAGAUUACAAUGCCGUGAAGACUAUAUUUCCUAACGUAUCAUUAACCAGCAUUAAAAAGUCAAGUCAUUGGAUUCAUAUAGAAGAGCCAGAUGAUUUAUUUGACGCCAUUUUGUCUUUUCUCUCAUCCAAAAACUGAUAUGGACACCAUUUUAUUUU
This is a messenger RNA of Centruroides sculpturatus (bark scorpion), 947 nucleotides long. Its product is annotated as protein ABHD11-like. Lineage: Eukaryota; Metazoa; Arthropoda; Arachnida; Scorpiones; Buthidae. The record is from RefSeq and is a predicted model, not a curated record. The transcript is spliced from 6 exons. Gene Ontology annotation, molecular function: catalytic activity. Bases 70 to 927 code for a protein of 285 amino acids.